Messenger RNA from Phyllostomus hastatus (greater spear-nosed bat), 640 nucleotides. RefSeq names its product DNA-binding protein K10-like. The transcript is spliced from 3 exons. Bases 1 to 531 code for a protein of 176 amino acids. Lineage: Eukaryota; Metazoa; Chordata; Mammalia; Chiroptera; Phyllostomidae. The record is from RefSeq and is a predicted model, not a curated record.
AUGGCAAAAUUUGCCUCACAUGACAGCCGACUCCGCGCCGGAGGCUGCGGGAGCGCCCUGCGCGGCCGUAGCGCUGGGACUGCGGGGACACAGCCGCAUCUCCCGCCCGCAAGUGCCCAGCCCGCGCCACACCCCAUCUCCGCCGCCCCAGCCGGACACUCGGGAAAGUUGCGAGGGCCGAGGAGGCGGGAGGGGAGGAAAAGAGAGGGGCGGAGGCGUGGACCCGGCGGGCAGCAGCGGAGCCCGCCCGGGAGGCGCCGCGGCGUCCAGACCCGGAGGCAUCCCCCCUACUGGCCCUUGUCCCCUGGGAUAAGGGAACAGGCAGCCACCCAGGACCCUGAGGUCUCGCCCGAGCAGCCGCCUCCACCAGUCCCUGGACUCGGCUCAGCGCGCGCAGGCGGCCGCGGUUCCCGCCCAGGGAAAGGCGCCUUGGCGCACUCCGGUCCCGCGACAGGCCCGUGCCACCUCCGCGCCCAGCGGCGCCCUGGCCGCAUGCGUCCCCGCUCUGGCCUGCGCGAAACCACUCGGUGACCCCGGCGCUGCCCCGGUGCCCGGAGGCGCGCGGGAGGCCGCGUGGGUGCCGGUCCUGGCAGGCAGAGGCCCGGGGAUCGGCCUCGGCCCUUCCGCCCCCGCCGCCCAC